This is a messenger RNA of Blumeria graminis f. sp. triticale, 999 nucleotides long. The record is from the annotation of a GenBank genome assembly. NCBI's taxonomy places the organism in Eukaryota, Fungi, Ascomycota, Leotiomycetes, Helotiales, Erysiphaceae.
AUGCAGGUCAUGCAAAAAUUUAUGCAAAUCGCGAGUUUAACGGCUGUAGCCCUGGUAGGCAUUACUUCAGCUAUACCAGCAUUACCGCAACUUUCCCCCCAGGCUCUAAGGGCAUAUGAAGCUGGUCAGCAGGUCCGACGCUCGUUACUCGAAAGUCGACAAAAUCCACAGACUGGGUUACCUGAUGGACUUACAGAUGUCGACAUCUUAGAGUUUGCUCUGACUUUAGAGAAUCUCGAGGCUUCCUUUUACCAACAAGGCUUUGCCAGGUUUCCAGACUCUGAUUUUGCAGCAUUGGGUCUAAAUCAAGCCGAUAUUUUGAAUCUCAAGUCUAUUAGCACUAUCGAAGCAACACACGUAACGACUCUUUCAGCAGCCAUCGCUGGUACGGGAGCUGCACCAGUCCAGCCUUGUAUAUAUGACUUUAAGUUUAGUGAUGCUGCAUCUAUGGUGUCGACAGCAUCAAUACUGGAGAGUGUUGGAGUUUCAGCAUAUCUCGCUGCAGCUCCUCUUGUUAAAUCCCCAGCUAUUCUUACCGUUGCUGCCGAAAUUGUCACCGUUGAGGCUCGUCACCAAACUUUUAUUCGAACAGCAUCCAAGGCUGUGGCUAUACCAGGUCCCUUUGAUACACCUUUAGGAAUUCGGGGCGUCUUCUCAAUCGCCGCAACGUUUAUCAAAUCAUGUCCAUCCGGCUCGAGCUUAGCCAUCACGCCCUUCCCACCGCUAACUAUGUCACCCUCUCAAGCCCCGGGCAAGAUGGUUGGUGGAUCAGAGGUUAGAAUGGAUUCUUCGGCAGCUGCGAAUGCUGUAAGCUGUGCGUUUGUCAACGGUGGACAGCCGGGAGGGGCCGCCUUUGCUCCUUUCAAGAACGGAGCAUGUGUUCUUCCGAUGGGUCUAAAUGGUAUCACCUACGUUCACCUGGCGAACUCGAUACCCAAGGAUGGUGUCUUAUCAGAUGCUAUCGUUUUAGCUGGUCCGCUAGUGGUAGUUAUCGACUAG